GUUUGGCUGCCGCCAGAGUAGCAGCAGGCAUACAUUCAGUCGAUUCGAGAGAGUUGAACCUCUCGUUGGCACGCCGUUUGAAUAUAUCGAGAGGGAAAAAGAGAGAUAGAGAAAGAGGGACAAAAAUAGAGAGAGAGAGAGAGAAAGAAGGACAGAAAUAGAGAGAGAGGGAGAGAAAUUGAGUAAGAAAGAGAGAGAAAAGGAGUGUGUGUAUGUGUGUGUUAGUGUGAGAGUGAGAGAGAUAGUACUAUACACAUACAACAAGAGAGUCAGAUCAUGAAAGUGCUCCGUCAGGCGAGAGCUUCACUAGUAUAGUACUGUCAGUGCAGUGAGCGCGAAACGAUUAUAAAACACGGCUCUAAACUGGCAUUUUACUCUCGUGUUGUCGCGUUUUUAAAAAACAUAAUAAUAAUAAUAAUAAUAAAGAGAAAAAAAAAAUUAUUUUCAAAAAAUAAAAUUAAAUUCGUUUCCCUGACUACCUUUUGAUAAAAAAUAAAAAAAAAAAAUAAUAAUAUAUAUACCGACCUGUGCCAGGAACCUGGGACUCGGGAGGAGCUCUCCUGUCCUCUAUAUAGGAUUAUUUCAUUUUUAAACGACAGAUUAAUAAAGACGAGGAAAAAUUUGGAGGCAAAGAAAAAUGGGCCCUAAUCGGUGGGACUGUUCAUCAGGCCCCGUGCAGGUCUCUAUUUUAUCAACAAGGACGUGGGGCAGGUCUCGACAUCGUCUCUCGUGAUACUCAAGAACCCGAAUUAUUUUUUCGGGGAACACUUCGUUCCCAAUUUAAAUAAGUGAUAAUUUCCCCCUGCCCCCCCCCAAAAAAAAUCAUUUCCCCCUCAUCUUAACAAAAAAAAAAAAAUCGUAAUCGUCAAAAAAUAGUGCGGUAGUGAUUUUUUUCUUGGUUACAAAAAAAAAAUGAAAGUGAAGGAAAGGUUUUUUCCUUAAAAAAAAGUGAAUGAGUGCAGUUUUUUUUUUUUUUAAAAAAGGGGUGUGGCGUUAAGUGUUCUAUAGCGUGAAGUGUGUGCUUCUUUGUCAGUUUUCCCCCUCACUUCUCUCUUUUUCACCAUCCACCCACUCCCCUUUUUUCCACUUAAUAAAGAAAAAAAAAAAAAAAAACCAAGGAAUCAUGAAACUGACGAGGAAUCGACAACCGGAACCGCUUUCACGGUUUUGCCGGUCUCUACUUAUUUUGCUACUAUUUUUUACCGAGGUUACUUAUUCAGCAGAUUUGGCCAUUCAAAUACCGGGUAAUUUAAGUCAGGGUGGCUCAUGGUACCGAUUGGAUUAUAGUCCAGGAAUUGGUUAUCCACGGCCAAAUACAACAAUUGCUGCCACCGAUAUUGGGGAUGUUAUUUACUUCCGGGAUGGUUUACCAGGGACUAAAUAUGAAUUUUGGCUUUACUAUAGUAAUGGAACAUUUCACGAUUGGCUCACAUGGACUGCCUCAAUCACAACUCCUCCCGAUCCACCGUCAAAUUUGACUGUAUCAGUACGUAAUGGAAAAUCAGCAAUUGUCUAUUGGUCACCACCUGACAAGGGAAAUUACACGGGUUUUCGUUUAAGGGUACAAAGUUUCAAUGACGCUGCAAAUCCCUGGACCAGAAUCAUUCCCUCGGAUGCUGUACCAUAUACACUCAAGGAUCUAACACCGGGAGCAACUUAUUCCCUUCAACUAUUCACCGUCUUAGAUUCCAAAGAGAGUGUCGCUUACACCAGCAGAAAUUUCACUACCAAGCCAAACACUCCAGGGAAGUUCAUCGUGUGGUUUCGAAAUGAAACAACUUUAUUGGUCCUCUGGCAACCGCCUUAUCCGGCUGGGAUUUAUACGCAUUAUAAAGUCAGCAUUGAUCCUCCGGAUGCUAUCGAACCAGUCCUUUAUGUUGAGACUGAAGGCGAACCUCCAGGACCAGCGCAAGCUGCCUUCAAGGGUCUUAUUCCCGGCAGAGCCUAUAAUAUUUCCGUGCAAACCGUCUCAGAAUAUGAAACCUCAGCACCAACAACAGCACAAUAUCGAACAGUUCCAUUGAGGCCAUUAAAUGUGACCUUUGACAAAGCUUCAAUCACAUCAACAUCAUUUCGUGUCUAUUGGAAUCCUCCAAAUGGAACUUCUGAAUUUGACAAAUAUCAAAUUACACACGGUGGUAAUAGACGAUUUACACCAGUCACACGUAAUAAAGAUGAAGAAUGUCGAUGGGAAUUUAAAGAUUUAGAACCCGGUAAAACAUAUCAAGUUGUGGUGAAGACAAUUUCUGGAAAAGUUACAAGUUGGCCGGCAAGUGGCGAUGUUGUUCUCAAGCCUUUGCCAGUUCGAGAUCUUAGGGCGGAAAUUGAUGAAAGAACUUGGAUGGUGGAAGUUUCUUGGACUCCAGAAAAUUCCAGUACACAAGAUAGUUAUAAACUUCAAUAUCACGAAGUAGAGUCAACAAUUGGGGGCGAUAGCAACAGUUUAAUUACAGAUAAAACAAGAGUGACACUUGAGGCAUUACUACCUGGUAGAAAUUAUUCAAUAAUUGUACAAGCGAUAAGCAAUAAAAUUGAAUCAAAUGAAACAAUUUUAUAUCAAGCAACACGUCCAUCGAGUCCAAUAAUUGAGGAUUUAAAAUCAAUUGAAAAAGGAUUAAAUAUAUCAUGGAAGAGCGAUGUGAAUUCACGUCAAGAAAAAUUUGAAGUAACACACAAUCGAAAUGAUACUGGUGAAAGUGCAACUACAUUAACAACUGAAUCACAUAUUGUCCUCGAGGAUCUUUAUCCAGGUGCCGGAUAUGAGGUCAAGGUCUUUGCCAUCAGUCACGGCCUAAGAAGUGAACCUCAUGAUUAUUUCCAAGCAGUUUUGCCGCAUCCGCCGAGAAAUUUGAGUGUUGAAAAAGUGUCAACAAAUACGGUGCUUGUACAUUGGGAAGCGCCGACAGAUUCAAUAUUUUCCGAAUAUGCAAUCAGAUAUCGAACUGAAGACGAUCCACGAUGGGUGAAACUUCCAAGCGUGAAAGAAACGGAAGCGGAAGUUGCUGACAUGACGCCUGGCGAACGAUAUACAAUUCAAGUGAAUACUAUCAGUUUUGGAGUUGAGAGUCUCUAUCCACUUCUUGUUAACCACACAGUUCGACCAAAUCCGGUAUUAAAUGUAAAUCCAGUAAUUGAUUCGACAAAUGUGACACUUGAAUGGCCAAGACCUGAGGGAAGAAUUGAAUUUUAUGCAAUGAAAUGGUGGCCAAUUGAUAAUCCCGAUGAUGUAAGAUUUAAAAAUGCAUCGGAAAGCAGUGAAAUUGCUGCAAUUGGUUACGAUGAAAAUAUCAUUCACACGGAGAAAAUUCUCAUUAGUGAUUUAAUGCCGGGUGUAAAAUAUUUUUUUAGUAUAUUCACUGUCUCAUAUGAUCUUGUCAGUGAUAUAACAAAUUUAACAACAAGAACAAUGCCUUUGAUUCAAUCGGAAGUUGUUGUUGUUGUGGAUCGCGAUUUACCAGAUUCAUUGACAUUAAGAUACACGCCAACGCCAAUUUUAUCCUCACGCUUUGAUUUAUAUCGAUUUCGUAUAAGCGAUAAAAUUAAUACGACUAAGGAAAAACCAUUGACUGAUCCCGAUACAAAGGUGACUUUCUCUGGAUUAAUACCAGGUAGGCUCUACAAUGUGACAAUGUGGACCGUCAGCGAAAAUGUCGAGAGUCGUCCACUAUUUCGUCAAGAUCGUCUCUAUCCAGAGCCAGUGACAGCGAUUCAUGCAUUAGAAUUAAAUGACACAAAAAUAACUCUCACAUGGGAUAUACCACGUGGUGAAUAUGAUGCAUUUGAAGUGCAAUAUAUUAAUACCGAUGGGAAUUAUGUACAAAAUAUAACAUCAGGAAAUGCAAUUACAAUAUCGGAUUUGAAACCACAUAGAAAUUAUACAUUCACCCUUGUGGUGAGAUCGGGUACUGAAUCAAAUUAUUUACGUAGAUCAAAUCCAAUAAGUGCAAGUUUCACGACAAGUGAAUCUUUUCCUGGGAGGGUUGAUAAAUUUAAUCCCACUGAUAUUCAACCAAGUGACAUCAGCUUUGAAUGGUCGCUACCAAGUCAAGAUCAAAAUGGCAUCAUACGCAAGUUCAGCAUCAUUUAUGGCAUGGAGGGUUCAUCGCAUUCGCAAACACGUGAUUUUAGACCAAAUGAAUUUCGUGGCAUUAUCAAAAAUUUGAUACCAGGAAAAACUUAUGUUUUUAAAAUUCAAGCCGAAACAAAAAUUGGUUUUGGUCCCGAGGUAAUUUGGAAGCAAAAAAUGCCAAUAUUGGCACCGCCAAAACCACCAACGCAAGUUGUGCCAUCUGAAGUUUGUCGCAGCAGUACAACAAUACAAAUUCGUUUUAGAAAAAAUUAUUUUAGCGAUCAAAAUGGUGCUGUGACAUCGUACACAAUAAUUGUCGCCGAAGACGAUAGUAAAAAUGCAUCUGGUCUUGAAAUGCCAAGAUGGAGAGAUGUUCAGGCAUACAGUAUAUGGCCACCAUAUCAGAUUAUGGAGCCGUAUUAUCCGUUCAAGAAUGGAUCAGUGGAGGAUUUUACGAUUGGAUCAGAAAAUUGUGACAAUAAACCUGGUUACUGUAAUGGUCCACUUAAGUCGGGAUCAACUUAUCGUGUCAAAGUGAGAGCUUUCACUGCUCCUGAUAAGUUCACGGAUACCAGUUACAGUUUUCCAAUUCAAACAGAUAAGGACAAUACCGCAAUUAUUGUUGGUGUAACUGUGCCAAUUGUUUUGCUGUUGUCAUUACUUGGAAUUGGAUUGAUUGUCAGACGACGACGUAAUCAGGGGAGAAAAACAACUGAGACAAGAGUAACGGACGAUUUAUCAUUGCCUGAUAGUGUCAUUGAAACCAGUCGUCCAAUUCGAGUGGAGAAUUUUGCCGAACAUUAUCGAAUAAUGUCAGCGGAUUCUGAUUUUCGAUUUUCGGAAGAAUUCGAAGAAUUAAAACCUGUGGGUAGAGAUCAACCGUUUAGCGCUGCUGAUUUGCCCUGCAAUCGACCAAAGAAUCGUUUUACAAAUAUUUUACCAUACGAUCAUAGCAGAUUUAAAUUGCAACCAGUCGACGAUGAAGAGGGUUCUGAUUACAUUAAUGCCAAUUAUGUUCCUGGUCACAAUUCCCCGAGGGAAUUUAUAGUCACGCAAGGUCCUUUGCAUUCAACUAGGGACGAUUUUUGGCGAAUGGUUUGGGAAAGUAAUAGUCGUGCAAUUGUAAUGUUAACGCGUUGCAUUGAAAAGGGUCGUGAAAAAUGCGAUCACUAUUGGCCAGUUGAUACACUUCCGGUUUAUUAUGGCGACAUAUGUGUUACAAUUUUGAACGACUCACACUAUCCCGAUUGGAGUAUUACUGAAUUUAUGCUCUGUAGGGGCGAUUCAAAGCGAGUCAUUCAACAUUUUCAUUUUACAACGUGGCCAGAUUUUGGCGUUCCUAGUCCACCGCAAACAUUGGCGAGAUUUGUUCGUGCAUUUAGAGAACGUGUACGACCUGAUCAGAGGCCAAUUGUUGUUCAUUGUAGCGCUGGAGUUGGACGUAGUGGUACAUUUAUAACAUUGGACAGGAUAUUGCAACAAAUAUUAGUAUCCGAUUAUGUUGAUAUUUUUGGAAUUGUUUGGGCAAUGAGAAAGGAGAGAGUUUGGAUGGUACAAACUGAACAGCAAUAUAUUUGCAUUCAUCAAUGUUUAUUGGCAGUAUUGGAGGGUCAAGACACAACUGGACCACCACGUGAAAUUCAUGAUAAUCAAGGUUUUGAGGGAAAGAAUCAAAGUUCAGUCGAAAAUACUAAAUGUCCAGGGGAUGAUGAGAAGGAGAGGUGACCUUCGAACUGCGAAAACUACUCCGAUGAUGACGAGGGAAUCGCUGAGUCAGGAAUGUGAAAACAUUUUUUGAAAGCUGAUAUUUAAUUCAGUCAAGAAACAAGAGGAAAUCUUGGAUUUAUUCGCGGGCACAAAUUGUGGAUAUGAAAGAAAAUGGAAAACAAAGAGACACAAAACACGUGGGCAAAAAAAAAAAAUAAUUGUCUUUUCAACAAGGACGGAAAAUGAAUUUUUUUUUUUUUUUGAAAAAAUUCGAUAGGAAAUUAGGGAAAAUUUAUUUCUUUUUCUCGAAAAAAGGAAAUAAAAAAUUAGAUAAAAAGAGGGAAAGAAAAAAUUCGAAAAAGGGAAAUGGAUAAAUAAAGAAAUUACGAAGGAAAAAAAAAGGAAAAGAUAAAGAAAGAAAGAAAAAUAGUCAAAAAAUAAAAUAAUUUUUUAAAACAAAUCUAUAUAUACAUAUAUUAUAUAUAUGUAUAUUUAAAAAAAGAAUUUUCGAGAAUAUUAUAAUAAUUUGAAAGAGAGAAAAAAAAAUGUUUUUCACAAAAAACCUAAUGGAAAAUUUUAAAAAUUUUCAAUUUUUAAAUAAAAAAACAAUUUUUAAAAAAAGUCAAUUACAUAAACAUUUCUUAAAUAAAUCUUUUAUAAAAAAAAAAAUAUUUGAAAAAAGUUUUAAAAACUAAAAACAAAUGACAAACUGGACGAUUUUUCAUUUGUCGAAAAAUCUCGUAAUUUAAUUUUUCUCUUCCAGUUGAUCUCAAUAUCUCUCUCUCUCUCUCUGUCCGUCCAGGAAUUGUGCAUAUUUUACAAAAAAAAAACAAAGAAGCCAAUAACGAUUUUUAAAAAAAUCGUUGCGCCUAGAAUCUCUUUAUAAACGAUCGAUUUUUCUUUCAUUAAAAAAAAAUAAACUUAACAAAAAAAAAAUCGAGUCAGUGGGAACAAGAAACUCGCAUCUUCUUAAAACGCCAUAAUCAUAUCAUCUCCCUUGAUAAAAAU
Leptopilina boulardi is the source of this 6784-nucleotide messenger RNA. RefSeq names its product tyrosine-protein phosphatase 10D-like (gene Ptp10D). The transcript has 20 exons. Lineage: Eukaryota; Metazoa; Arthropoda; Insecta; Hymenoptera; Figitidae. The record is from RefSeq and is a predicted model, not a curated record. Gene Ontology annotation, biological process: protein dephosphorylation. Gene Ontology annotation, molecular function: protein binding; protein tyrosine phosphatase activity. The coding region runs from base 1124 to 5794 and encodes 1556 amino acids.